UGCGGGCGUAUCUGGCGGUGAAUCCUGGCGUGGGAACCAGGGCGGAGUGGGCGAGGGGGAUCGGGUGGGAUCAGAUGACCAUGGGCGGGACGCCGUUUGCUGCAGGAUUUGCUGGAGGAGGACGAGGUGCUCAGGGGAAAGUACUUCAUGCUGGACCGGGUGGAUGUGCAUUGUACGUGGGUGUCGAAGGCGGUGCUAGAUUUGCUGCCGCCGGAUCUGCCCGAGGAGGUGCCUGGCGGUGAGAUUGUGAGGACGCCGGGGAUGGGAGUAUUCUGCGACAAUGCCAUGGAUUUGGUCACGUCGCUGUGGCCGAAGCCAAGAAAGGAGCGGAAGAAGACGUUUGUGGCGUCGGCCAUGAGGGAGCUGCACAAGGUUGGGUUGGUGGGCAUACAUGACGCGGGCGUGCUGCCGGUGGACAUCGCCAUGUAUGACGAGAUGAGCCGGACCGAGGACUGGUCGCUCAGGGUGUACGCAAUGGUGGAAUGCUCGCGGAGGAACACGUUUUGUCCGGACGAGGCAUCCAAGCUGGAGCAUCCGGAGGGUAUGCUUUCGGUCAGGAGCGUCAAGCUGUUUGCAGACGGCGCCCUCGGAAGCUGGGGCAGCGCCAUGAUCGAGCCAUACUCGGACCGCCCGGACACAUCCGGCUCUCUCCUCGUCAACGCCUCGACUCUCACCUCUCUUGCCCGCUCCUGGUCGGCUGCCGGGUUCCAAGUCAAUAUCCACGCCAUCGGCGACCUAGCCAACCGGCUCGCCGUGGACGCCCUCGAGGCCGCCCUUAAAGACCUUUGCCCGGACUCCCACCAAGAAAACCUCUCGGCUUGCCAGGCCCGCCACCGCUUCCGCAUCGAGCACGCGCAGACCAUCCACCCGGCCGACCAAGAACGCAUGCACGCGCUGGGCAUCAUCCCCUCGAUCCAGCCGACCCACGCCACCUCGGACAUGGCCUACGUCACCCGCCGCCUCGGCGAGGAGCGCACGCGCUCCGAGGCCUACCGCAUGCGCUCGCUGCUGGAUAGCCACCCCGUCCUGGGGAGCGACUUCCCCGUCGAGCCGCCGAACCCGUUCGAAGGUAUCUACGCGGCCGUGACGAGGAAGAGCCCGCGCACGGGAUCUGGGCCGCCGGGCCACGAGGCGGGGUGGCAUGUUGAGGAGGCCUUGAGCUUGGAGCAGGCUUUGGAUGGAUUUACGCAGGGCGCGGCCAGGGGCGCGUUCCUGGAGGGGAGGGCUGGGGUGAUUCUGGAGGGAGCAUUUGCCGACUGGAUCGUGCUGGAUGAGGAUAUUGGGGGUGUGGGGAAGGAGGAGUUGAGGGGGUUGAAGGUGAGGGAGACGUGGAUCGGGGGGAGGAAGGUUUACCAGAGGGAGGUAGAGUCAGGGGAUGAGGUGAAGGAGGAUCUGUAGCGGUAAGUAAAUUUAGAGGUGCUUUUAGAGAUGGUUACAGUACAGCCCU
Molecule: messenger RNA, 1447 nt
Organism: Parathielavia appendiculata
Lineage: Eukaryota; Fungi; Ascomycota; Sordariomycetes; Sordariales; Chaetomiaceae
Product: amidohydrolase 3
Exons: 3
Coding region: 148-1398 (416 amino acids)
Molecular function (GO): hydrolase activity, acting on carbon-nitrogen (but not peptide) bonds
Source: RefSeq, a predicted model, not a curated record